Messenger RNA from Bombus pyrosoma, 1582 nucleotides. RefSeq names its product GATOR complex protein NPRL2 (gene Nprl2). Gene Ontology annotation, molecular function: GTPase activator activity. The coding region runs from base 166 to 1440 and encodes 424 amino acids. Gene Ontology annotation, biological process: positive regulation of autophagy; negative regulation of TORC1 signaling; cellular response to amino acid starvation. The transcript has 8 exons. Gene Ontology annotation, cellular component: vacuolar membrane; GATOR1 complex. The record is from RefSeq and is a predicted model, not a curated record. Lineage: Eukaryota; Metazoa; Arthropoda; Insecta; Hymenoptera; Apidae.
CACAUAUGUAUGAGUAGAAAUAUGUUGUGACACAUAUCUAUGCAGUACGUAGUUUUUUAAAAAUUGCAUUUCGAAAGAAAUGUUACUCUACAAAUUUUCAAGGAUUUUUCAUGCUUCUUAUUGUAUUAAAUAAAAUGUAUUUUAAGGUUAUUGAAAUCGACAAAAAUGACAUCAGUAACAGAGAAUACAAAGGAUGAGGCACAAGAAGAUCCGAUUAGAUGUAUAUUUUUUUCAGAAUUUCAUCCUAUUGUGGGUCCAAUGAUUACUUGUCAGGUUCCAGAUAAUUUUAUUUCAAAGGAUAUUUUUGACAAUGUCAGUGUUUAUAUUAUACCAAAAGCAAAGUUACAGCGUAGUACUAUCACAGUGACAUUGAAGGAUUAUAAAAUCCUAGGAUUUCCAGUAAAGAUUGAUGACAAGAAGUAUGCAAGAAAUGCAUUUUAUUUCAACUUAUGUUUUGUAUGUGAUGCAGAAGCUCGUACUGUACAUUAUGAACCUGUUGUGAAAAAGAUGUCUGAUUUUUUAAUGGCUCUAGAGGUAGAAAAUUGUUUUUUAUCUGCCUCUGAGGAUAAAACAAGAUUAGCAGAAAUGUUGCAACAUGUAAUGCAAGAUUUGAAUUUACACAAAAUGUGUACAUUAACAGAGGGGACAAUGACGUCCCAUUUGAAAGUCAUAAAAUUAGCACCUGAGCCGAAACCAGUUCUUGAUCAUCAGGUACCAAUAUUCUUGGAGGGUCGUGAAGCAUUCCAAACUGAUCAGUGGGAUUUAACCACUCAGCAAGUAUUACCAUAUAUAGAUGGAUUUAAUCAUGUUGCACGAAUAGCAGCUGAAGCAGACGUGGAAAAUAAUCUAGUUAAAAGUUGUGUGCAAAAUCUUAUUUAUUAUGGUGUUGUAACUUUAAUUCCAAUAUUUCAAUACAGUAAUGUGUAUGCUGCAACUUCCAAAUUGAAAGAAUUGGCCGAAAAUACAAAAUUACAAGAACGGUGCAUAGCAUAUGCUUCAAAAUUCCCUAGACAACCUGCAUAUCUUAGAGAUAUAUAUCGAAUGUAUGCAAGUAUGACACAUGGCAGCAGCAUGAGAGAUUUGUGUCAACGUCUCAAUCCUCAGAAUCUAAGAAUCAAUGAAAGGAGGCUGGUGCAAUUUGGUCUUAUUGAAGGUCUUAUUCGUCGAGUAUAUAAGGUUAUCAAAUCUAUUGUGAAAGAUCCAUUUCAUUUAAACAAUCAUUUGUCUUAUCUUUUAUCAACUUUCGUAAUUUGCAGUAUCCAAUAUAUUUAUCAGGAUCUCCUUUUAAUGAAGAAACGAAAAACAAUCCAGUUUAUAAGUACUUUACAGGAACAUACAGUCUUGAUGAAAUUUGUUGUAGUACAGGUCAAUCAGCUGCACAAAUCGAAGAUAUUGUUGAACGUGAUCCGAAUGUUGUUAUGUUAUGGAAGUAAUAUUUAGAAGUAGUAUUCAUGUUAUGAAUUUUGUUUUCUGUGAUUUUGAUAAGCGUAAAGGUCAUUCAUUUGAGUAGAUAUAGUAUGCAGGAUAUAUUGUGAAUGAUAAAUAGACAAAUUACAAUUAUAAAUUUAUUGUAUUUAUUGUA